Messenger RNA from Meyerozyma guilliermondii ATCC 6260, 1515 nucleotides. RefSeq names its product RNA-processing protein (gene NOP5). NCBI's taxonomy places the organism in Eukaryota, Fungi, Ascomycota, Pichiomycetes, Serinales, Debaryomycetaceae. The record is from RefSeq and is a predicted model, not a curated record. Gene Ontology annotation, cellular component: small-subunit processome; box C/D methylation guide snoRNP complex. The transcript has a single exon. The coding region runs from base 1 to 1515 and encodes 504 amino acids. Gene Ontology annotation, molecular function: snoRNA binding.
AUGGCCUACGUCUUAACCGAAACUGCGGCGGGUUACGCCCUUCUCAAGGCCGCCGACAAAAAGAUAUACAAGUCCACCACCUUGUUGGAAGACUUGGAUACCGCUGAGAAAGUUGCCGAACAGUUUAAAGUCCACAGAUUUGAAAAGUUCCUGUCAGCCGCCGGUGCGUUGGAAGAAGCCAAUGCUGUCAUCGAAGGCCGUGUUUCGGAAACAUUGAAGAAAUUCUUAAGCGAGGUCAAACAGGACAAGAAGGCCACGUUGGUUGUUCUGGAGACAAAAUUGGGUAAUGCCAUCAACAAAUUGGGAUUGAAUUUCUCGGUUGUAUCUGAUGCUGCUUCGUUGGAUUUGCACCGUUCGAUCAGAGAGUUCUUGCCAGAACUUCUCCCAGGAUUGGACGAUAAUGCUUUGAAGCAGAUGUCGUUGGGUUUGGCUCAUUCCAUUGGUCGUCACAAAUUGAAAUUCAGUGCCGAUAAGGUAGACACCAUGAUUGUUCAAGCCAUUGCCUUGUUGGAUGACUUGGAUAAGGAGUUAAAUACCUAUGCUAUGAGAUGUAAGGAGUGGUACGGGUGGCAUUUCCCCGAAUUGGCCAAGAUGAUCACCGACUCGGUGGCCUACGCCAGAAUCAUUCUCACCAUGGGUAUUAGGUCCAAUGCUUCCGAAACCGACUUAUCGGAAAUAUUGCCAGAGGAAAUGGAAGAAAAAGUGAAAACCGCCGCCGAGGUGUCCAUGGGAACAGAAAUUACUCCCAUUGAUCUCGAAAACAUCAAAGCGUUGGCCGAACAAAUUGUGGAUUUUGCUGCCUACAGAGAACAAUUGUCCAACUACUUGUCGGCUCGUAUGAAGGCUAUUGCUCCCAACUUGACAGCCUUGGUCGGCGAGUUGAUUGGUGCUCGUCUUAUUGCCCACGCUGGUUCGUUGACUUCGCUUUCCAAAGCUCCUGCUUCCACCAUCCAGAUUCUCGGUGCAGAAAAGGCGCUUUUCAGAGCCUUGAAAACCAAGCACGAUACUCCCAAGUAUGGUUUGCUCUACCAUGCCUCGCUCGUGGGACAGGCUACUGGCAAAAAUAAGGGAAAAAUUGCCAGAGUUUUAGCUGCAAAAGCUGCCGUUGCUUUGCGUUACGAUUCGCUCUCAGAAGAGAGAGACGAUUCUGGAGACUUUGGAUUUUCCGUUAGAGCCAAGGUGGAAUCUCGUUUAAGUGCCUUGGAGGGCCGCGAUAUGCGUACCACUUCAAAAGUUGUCAGAGAACAGCAGAAGAUAGAAAUCAAGGAAGCUCCACAAUACAACGCCGAUGCUGAUGCUGGUGGAGAUUCUGACGACGAAGAAGAGGAAGAAGAACCAGAAAAGAAGGAAAAGAAAGAGAAGAAGGACAAGAAAGAAAAGAAAGAGAAGAAGGAGAAGAAAGAAAAGAAAGAGAAGAAAGACAAGAAGAGAAAGAGAGAUGAAGACGACGAGGAUGACAAGAAGAAAUCCAAAAAGGACAAAAAGUCCAAGAAGGAAAAGAAGGAGAAGAAGUAG